Molecule: messenger RNA, 1950 nt
Organism: Kogia breviceps (pygmy sperm whale)
Lineage: Eukaryota; Metazoa; Chordata; Mammalia; Artiodactyla; Physeteridae
Product: cytidine monophosphate-N-acetylneuraminic acid hydroxylase
Biological process (GO): CMP-N-acetylneuraminate metabolic process
Cellular component (GO): cytoplasm
Molecular function (GO): 2 iron, 2 sulfur cluster binding; CMP-N-acetylneuraminate monooxygenase activity
Source: RefSeq, a predicted model, not a curated record
UUUGUUCGAAAUAAGAGCACUGGCAAAGAUUACAUCUUAUAUAAAAGUAAGAGCCACCUGCGAGCAUGCAAGAAUAUGUGCAAACACCAAGGAGGCCUGUUCAUAAAAGAUAUCGAGGAUUUAGACGGAAGGUCUGUUAGAUGCACAAAACACAACUGGAAGUUGGAUGUGAGCACCAUGAAGUAUGUCAAUCCUCCAGGCAGCUUCUGUCAAGACGAACUGGUUGUGGAAAAGAAUGAAGAAAAUGGACUUUUGUUUCUAGAACUGAAUCCUCCUAACCCCUGGGAUUCAGAGCCCAGAUCUCCUGAAGAUUUGGCUUUUGGGGAAGUGCAGAUAACAUACCUGACUCAUGCCUGCAUGGACCUCAAGCUGGGAGACAAGAGGAUGGUGUUUGACCCUUGGUUAAUCGGUCCUGCUUUUGCCCGAGGAUGGUGGUUACUACAUGAGCCUCCAUCUGACUGGCUGGAGAGGCUGUACCAAGCGGACCUAAUUUACAUCAGUCACAUGCACUCAGACCAUCUGAGUUACCCCACACUGAAGAAGGUUGCUGGAAGAAGACCAGAUAUUCCCAUUUAUGUCGGAAACACGGAAAGACCUGUCUUUUGGAAUCUGAAGCAGAGUGGUGUCCAGUUGACGAAUAUCAAUGUAGUGCCAUUUGGAAUAUGGCAGCAGGUAGACAAAAAUCUUCGAUUCAUGAUCUUGAUGGAUGGCGUUCAUCCUGAGAUGGACACUUGCAUUAUCGUGGAAUAUAAAGGUCAUAAAAUACUCAAUACAGUGGAUUGCACCAGACCCAAUGGGGGAAGGCUGCCUAUGAAGGUUGAUCUAAUGAUGAGUGAUUUUGCCGGAGGGGCAUCAGGCUUUCCGAUGACUUUCAGUGGUGGAAAAUUUACUGAGGAAUGGAAAGCCCAAUUCAUUAAAACAGAAAGGAAGAAACUCCUGAACUACAAGGCUCGGCUGGUGAAGGACCUACAACCCCGAAUUUAUUGCCCUUUUGCUGGGUAUUUUGUGGAAUCUCACCCAUCAGACAAGUAUAUUAAGGAAACAAACAUCAAAAAUGACCCAAAUGAACUCAACAAUCUUAUCAAGAAAAAUUCUGAUGUGUUAACAUGGACCCCACGACCUGGAGCCACUCUUGAUCUGGGUAGGAUGCUAAAGGAUCCAACAAACAGCAAGGGCAUCAUAGAGCCUCCAGAGGGGACUAAAAUUUACAAGGAUUCCUGGGACUUUGGACCAUAUUUGAGAAUCUUGAAUGCUGCUGUAGGAGAUGAAAUAUUUCGUCACUCAUGCUGGAUAAAAGAAUACUUCACUUGGGCUGGAUUUAAGGAUUAUAACCUGGUGGUCAGGAUGAUUGAGACAGAUGAGGACUUCAGCCCUUUUCCUGGAGGAUAUGACUAUUUGGUUGACUUUCUAGAUUUAUCCUUUCCGAAAGAAAGACCAAGCCGGGAACAUCCGUAUGAGGAAAUUCGGAGCCGGGUUGAUGUCAUCAGACACGUGGUGAAGAAUGGUCUGCUCUGGGAUGACUUGUAUAUAGGAUUCCAAACCCGGCUGCAGCGGGAUCCUGACAUAUACCAUCAUCUGUUUUGGAACCAUUUUCAAAUAAAACUCCCCCUAACACCACCCAACUGGAAGUCCUUCCUGAUGUACUGUGGGUAGAGAGGACCUGAGAUUUCCCAGUAACACAAACCCCUCACUGAUCUGAACAUCAAAAUUGAUUUUCUGAUUAUGUAUACUACCUCUUUAAUUCUGAAGAUACAAGAAUCUAAUGAUGGAAUUUAUCUCCUUAAAUCUCUUGAUUAUCUACUUCUCAUAAAGAUGAACACCAGUGAAGUUUGAUGGCUCUGGUUCACUUCACACAUUAUGCAUAUAUUUUGUGAUUUACAUUAUGCACAUAUUUUAUAAAUUAUUUAAUUAUCACCAAAAAAUAAAUGUAUAUCAACAGAAUAUGUGUUA